Coniosporium apollinis CBS 100218 is the source of this 1110-nucleotide messenger RNA. RefSeq lists its product as uncharacterized. The transcript has 2 exons. Lineage: Eukaryota; Fungi; Ascomycota; Dothideomycetes. The record is from RefSeq and is a predicted model, not a curated record. Bases 1 to 1110 code for a protein of 369 amino acids.
AUGACCGCCCCGACCACACUCGACAUAUUCACCACCGCCCUCCACCACAUAUACCGCUUCCCUAUCCCCUCCCCAUCCUCCCCCGCUCUCGAUCCCACCACAUGGACUCCUCCGCCCGCCUCCGCCGGCCACAAGGGCCGCUACCUCUGGACCGACGCCUUCGGCCUCCUUAAUUUCCUGACUCUCUACCGCGAAACCUCUACCCCAGCCUAUCUAACCUACGCACGCAGUCUCGCGACCGCCGUACAUGGCACGCUCGGCCGUACACGGGACGGGCGUAGCCUCCUACCGGGCGCCAGCCCAGGGAAUCCGCUGGGCGGGGGUCUGCGGAUCGGCAAAGAGGCCGAGGGCGGAAGUGACGGGGAUGGGCAGUAUCACCACUAUCUCACGCUGUGGAUGUUUGGACUCAACCGGCUGGGCAGAGCUGUUGGCGGGGAAGAGGGGAGGGGGUGGAACGACCAAGCCAUCGCGCUCGCGAAGGCGAUUCAUCCGGCGUUUGUGUAUGAGCGGUUCAGCGCACGGCCGCGCAUGGUGUGGAAGAUGAGUAUGGAUCUAAAGAGGGUGCUGGUGGGCAGCGAGGGCAAUCUGGACCCGGUGGAUGGAUACGUGGUCUUUAGGCUACUGCAGGAGAGCGACGGGCCAGGGAGCCAAGUCCUAGCAACAGAGAUCGCGGACUACGAGCGCAUCGUCCGCACAAAAUGGCGCGGCUACAGCAGCAGCGAUCCGCUCGAUCUGGGCAUGACGCUGUGGACGGCGCAUUGGUUUGGGGCACGGGAGGAGCGGGAAGAGUGGGCGGAGGCGCUGGUGAGGGCUGCGGCAAGGGAUGUGGGGGAGUUGUUUGAGGAGGGGUAUUUUGAGAGGCCGGUUCGGAGGAGGUUGGCGUUUAGGGAGUUUGGGACUGCGAUGGGGAUGAGGUGUGCGAUGGAGGGGAGGGAGUGGGAUGAGAAGGCGGAGAGGAUCACGGGGGCGUGGGAGAGGGCGGGUGUGGUGCCGACGCCUGAUGGGAGUGGUGCUGCUGGUAUGAAUGCGGAGGAUGAGUUGGUGCCGAUUACGCUGGUUAUGUAUGCUGCGGCGUUGAUUCCUGGAGCUUUUCGAAAAGGCUACCUGUGA